Apus apus (common swift) is the source of this 2961-nucleotide messenger RNA. It is a transcript of the gene NUGGC, whose product is annotated as nuclear GTPase, germinal center associated. NCBI's taxonomy places the organism in Eukaryota, Metazoa, Chordata, Aves, Apodiformes, Apodidae. The transcript has 19 exons. Gene Ontology annotation, molecular function: GTPase activity. Bases 196 to 2472 code for a protein of 758 amino acids. The record is from RefSeq and is a predicted model, not a curated record.
ACAAUUUUGUGGCACUUUCACUUCCUGCUUUGCAAGAGGGGUUUUCAACAACUACAAAUCUGAAGGACAAUCUUCUAAUACUUUCGUUUCCUGGAGCCACCACCCUUCCACUCUGUGUGCAGCUCAGUUUCUGGUAAAGAACAAUACACCAUCACUCACGGAAGGUCACUCCCACUUUGGCGUUAGUCCAUUAGGAUGGAAGGACCAACACCAGGAAAACGAGGUCCCAACACUGAUACACCCAGAGCAACUUGCCACAAAAGAAUAUGCAACAGAGAACAAAAUCCUGAAAAUGGAGAGGGAGAGGCUUUGCAGGACUAUAAAAAACAGGAAAAUUACCUAAACACUAUUCUGGAUCAGGCGGUGGAGAAGCUGUCCCUAUUCCUCUCCAAUCACAACGUGCUUGAGACAAGGAAGGGGAUUGAAUACUUCAAGAACCGCCUCACAGGCUUGAAGUCAGACGUUUUGGUGAAUCCCAUCUAUGUUGGUCUCUUUGGCAGCACUGGGGCAGGGAAAAGCACGUUGCUGAACGCUGUCAUAGACAAAAAGUUCUUCUUGCCAGUGUCUGGGUGCAAAUCCUGCACAUCCUGCGUGGUGCAGGUCAACAUGGGCCACAGCAGACAACACGAGGCAAAAAUUCACCUUCUCACAGAUGAGGAGUGGAAGGAAGAGCUGAAGGGCCUUGUGUCACUUGCAGAAGAGGAUGAAGAGGAGGACUGCAAUGAAAGAAGUGAGGCUGUUUCAAAGAUCUCUGCUAUCUACGGGGAAGGCAGCGAAACUAAGUCUUACGAAGAGCUGUGUAGGAUGAGACCUGUCGUCACUAUUCCCAGUGCAAGAUGUAUCACCCUCAGGGAAGCAAACGAAGAAGACCUUUCUAAAAAAAUGGGCCCGUAUAUCUGGAUUCAGAGCAUCCGUAAUGGAGAAGAAGCAGGAACAAGUGAAGAAAACAAAAAAACACGUCUCUGGCCUCUCAUAAAAAAUGUGGAAGUGACUAUCCCAAGGUCGCAAUUGUUUCCAGAAGGUGUCAUCUUUGUGGACAUUCCAGGGACAGGCGACUUCAAUAGCAAAAGGGACGCGAUGUGGAAAGAGAACAUCAACAAAUGCUCUGUCAUUUGGGUGGUCAACUCCAUCGAACGUAUUCAGGGAGACAGACACCAUGAGAAUAUGCUGAAAGAAGGCAUGAAGGCUUUCCAGUGUGGAGUGUGCAAGGACAUCUCCUUGGUGGUCACAAAGUCUGAUCAGAUGGAUCUAAGCGAAUACCAGCGGGAAAGUGGCAACAACCAUAUCAAUAAACAUGAUGCCAUCCUGGAAAGGAAUGAAACUGUGAAGCGGGAGAAGACAACGACUAUGAAGAGGAACCUAGGGAAAAAGCUUCCAAGCAACUCUGACGUUCUGAUUAAGGAUGAUUUCGUGUACACGGUCAGUGCCCGCGAGUACUGGAAUGGGGACACACUGAACAGGGAUGAAACAGAGAUCCCAAAGCUGAGGGAGUACAUCCGGAUGUUCUACGAUAAACAGAAGAGGAAUGAACUGAUGGAUUAUGUGACAGAGGCUUUGGUUGCUUUCUCACUCAUUGAGAGUCUCCCAUCCAACCAAGAUCCAGAGAUGCAGCAAGUGAAGGAAAGUCAUUUGAAAGAAUUAAUUAUUAAGAAGAUCACUGAUUUGGACAAAGAUAUCGAGAAAUGCUUUAUACCUAUUGAGCAGCCACUCCAGGAUGGUAUAGAUCAAGCAAAGAGGUCUUACAGGAAAACUGUCCACAGGAUGUUCAAUCGGGACCACGGGGGCAAGGGCUUCCACAGGACCCUGAAAGCCGUGUGCAUGAAGAACGGGGUGUAUGCGUCCCGCAGCUUUGGCCGGAUCGACAUCAACGAGGACCUGGCUCAGCCCAUCUAUGAAAAAAUUGACAUGACUUUCGGAAACAUAUUCAGGAUCCAGAUGAGCACCCGUGCCACCCUGAAAUCCUGCCUUGACAUGUUCAAAGGUGCCAUGAAGAACGACCUGCGGGAAGCCAUGAAGCCGUUCCCAGUGAAUGACAUACAAUACAAGUUCAGUUUCCUUCAGCAGGAGACAGACUUCAUCAUCAGGGAGACCGAAAAAGUCAUCCUCCAGAGGAAAGGCAAAAUCUACCAGUCCCUUGCCCUAUCCAUUCAAGAGGACCUGCUGCCAUACUACGAAGCUGCUGCCAGCCAACGAGGAGCACAAGCCUACGCGAGGAUGCAAACCAUCCUUAGUGAGGGUAUAAAGACAAAGGUGGAAAAGGGAAUGUUUGAAAAAGCGCAGGCAAGCAUGAGAAGCCACUUUGAGAGCCUGAAGGGGGAGAUCAUUGAGAAGAUGAGGAACGACUUUUCCGAUGUGCUCAGCCUCGCCUUCUGCCCAUGGAACCACCUCAGUGGCAAGCUGCCAGAUUUCACGGAUGAGUUGUCCACUAUCCGCGGCAUUCGAGAGAACCUGCGUCCAACUGGAGAUGCUUAGAGUGCUGCAGGGAUCAUCUCAGCUGAUUUUGGCUUUAUUACUCUGUGGGUUGAUAAGCAAUCACCUGACGGAAUUCUUCCCCCUAUAAAAGCAUUUCUGAGGUACCUCAUAUGCACUGUACACUACUGUGCAAGUAAGUACUUGCACCUUUCCCCGAGCACCUUUCCUCUGCAUGCCAUGAUGAGUCCCACACACUUCAGCACUGACCCCAUGGUGCUCUGAAUGUGUCUGCUUGUGAUGGGCAUCACCCUGGACCAUGGGGUUGACACUUCCCCAGGAGGAGUGGAAUCAGUGUCCAUGUCUGUGAGCAGGUUAUUGUGGUCCCCUCAGCCAUCACACCUCGGUGCUAGUUAAUGCUUGUAGAGAUAAGUCUUUCCCUCCAUAACCCACCAUGUUUAAAUACUAAAUGUAUCCUGAUGUUCCCUGCACCCUUAUAUCUCUUUUGAUACUCUGGAUGUUGCUAGUAAAAUAAAAAAAUGCAGAAAAAUA